UGUGUAUAUGAAUGGUAAAAAUCUAGUCAUUGUAUUUUAUCAGAUGUAGCAUAGUAUAAACCUGACAGGAACAUCUACAUACUCCAUACGGUCAGUUGCACACAAGAAAAAGGUGCAUUAAUUCGAUUCUACAGCUAGUAAAUGCUUUUUAUUUUUUUCUUUCUCUGAAAAAUAUAAAAUAAUGUUGUAGAGUUUGAGUAUUAAAAUUUAUGGAAUAAACACAAUAGCCCAUUCAUAAGGUAAGAAUCAGAAUUUUCCUUUACUGGGCACAACUGUUAAAUUUCACUUUACGCACAUGAAACAAAACAUUCACAAGUCAAUAUAUAUUAUAUAUAUAAUAUAGUUAUAAAAUUAACAUUGACUACUAGUCUGUGUCGGUCAAUGCAAGAAUCAAUUAAUUAAACCACCACCCCAACUCCAUACAAUUCUGACCCUCAUUAAGUAACCAAAACACGAUUUACUCAACUAAUUCAGCCAAAAAAAAUGUAAAAUUAUUAAAUUAUUAUUAAUGAUCUCAUGCAAGAAUCCCCCAAUGUCACGUGCCUUUCGUACUAUAUAAAGAGGGCCACUAUCAAAGCAGAGAGAGAGAGAGAGAGAGAGAGAGAGAGAGAGAGAGAGAGAGAGAGAGAGAGAGGUAGAGGUAGAGAGAAAACAUGAGAAUUGGUUCAAUGGCGGAGAAACGGAGUUUCAAAUGCAAACCUUUUACAGUUUCGAAUUUCGUCGUUUUGGUUCUUUCCCUCUUUCCGAAGAUAUCCUCAUCUCAAUCCUAUAAUUACGGAGAUGCCCUCUCGAAGAGCCUCCUCUACUUCGAAGCCCAGCGCUCCGGCCGCCUCCCUUACAACCAGAGAGUCGGGUGGCGCCACCACUCCGGCCUCACCGACGGCCUCGACCAAGGGGUUGAUUUGGUGGGAGGAUAUUACGACGCCGGAGACAAUGUGAAGUUCGGUUUGCCGAUGGCUUUCACAAUGACGAUGCUGUCGUGGGGCGUCAUUCAAUUCCGGGAUCAAAUCGCCGACGGCGGCGAACUCCGGCAUGCUCUUGAAGCUAUCAAAUGGGGGAUUGAUUAUUUCAUCAAAGCUCACACUCAUCCUAAUGUUCUGUGGGCCCAGGUGGGUGACGGAGAUACCGAUCACCUGUGCUGGCAGCGGCCGGAGGACAUGACGACGUCGCGGCGAGCAUACAAGUUGGAUGAGGAGAAUCCCGGAUCGGAGGUGGCGGCGGAGACGGCGGCUGCCAUGGCUGCGGCGGCGAUUGUGUUUAGGACAACAAACCCACAUUACUCACACCUUCUCUUGGAGCACGCGCAGCAGUUGUUUGAGUUUGGUGACAAGUAUAGAGGUAAAUAUGAUGAGACAAUAGAAGGGGCAAAAGGGUAUUACACAUCGGUGAGUGGCUACAAGGAUGAGUUGUUAUGGGCAGCAUUGUGGUUAUAUAAAGCCACCGACAAUUCAACAUAUUUGAAUUAUGCAAUUCAAAAUGCCAAUGCUUUUGGUGGGAUCACUUGGGCCAUUUCUGAAUUCAGCUGGGAUGUUAAAUUUGCUGGUCUUCAACUCAUGGCCUCUUUGUUGCCAAUGGAAGGUAAAAACGAACAACAAAGGCAAAUCCUCCAACAGUACAGGUCCAAGGCAGAACACUACCUCUGCGCUUGUCUGAACAAGAACAACUCCACUAACGUGCAACGCACCCCGGGUGGCUUACUGUACACCCGCCAAUGGAACAACAUGCAGUACGUAUCCACCGCAGUUUUCUCACUCACGGUCUACUCCGACCACCUCCAAUCCACCAAUCAAAUGCUCAACUGCCACAAGGAUUCAGUGGGCCCCACCGAGAUCCUCUCGUUCGUCAGAUCACAGGUGGACUACAUUCUGGGCUCCAAUCCUGUGGGAGUGAGCUACAUGGUUGGAUACGGAGCAGUCUAUCCCAAGAAAGUCCACCAUAGAGGCGCUUCAAUGGACCCGUACAGAGAUAGCAAGGUUUUUGUAGGGUGCACGCAGGGGUAUGAUAGUUGGUACGGUCGUCAGGAUCCGAACCCGAAUGUACUCGUUGGAGCCCUAGUCGGUGGGCCCGAUAGUAAAGAUGGUUUUACUGAUAGAAGGGGUAACUUCGUGCAGACUGAGGCUUGCACGUAUAAUACUGCCCCACUGGUUGGUGUUUUUGCCAAAUUUAAUGCACUAGAGAAGAGUAAUUCCAGUUCACUAGUUUCUUCCAUAUAAAAUAAAAUAAUUACGAAAAAGAAAAAUGUAUAGAAAUUCGGGAGUUUCUUUCUUUCUUUUUUUUUUUUUUUUGGGUACAGCCAAAAGGCAAAUGUAUUUCUACAAGAAAAAUAUUACCGUGAAGAAAUUACAAAUACGAAAGAGAAAAGAAAAAAAAAAACAUUUUUGUUUUUCGUUUCUGGUGUAUCUGAAAUGCAAUAACAUGGGCAUGGA
Erythranthe guttata (spotted monkey flower) is the source of this 2426-nucleotide messenger RNA. Its product is annotated as endoglucanase 11. The record is from RefSeq and is a predicted model, not a curated record. Gene Ontology annotation, molecular function: hydrolase activity, hydrolyzing O-glycosyl compounds. NCBI's taxonomy places the organism in Eukaryota, Viridiplantae, Streptophyta, Magnoliopsida, Lamiales, Phrymaceae. Gene Ontology annotation, biological process: carbohydrate metabolic process.